This is a messenger RNA of Chaetomium globosum CBS 148.51, 1179 nucleotides long. RefSeq lists its product as uncharacterized. NCBI's taxonomy places the organism in Eukaryota, Fungi, Ascomycota, Sordariomycetes, Sordariales, Chaetomiaceae. The transcript is spliced from 4 exons. Bases 1 to 1179 code for a protein of 392 amino acids. The record is from RefSeq and is a predicted model, not a curated record.
AUGUCUCCCCAGCCCGACUCCUCCCCAUUCCGAGAUUCGAGGACCCGGACCAUCAACAAUAUGCGCAAAACCACGCGCACACCAGGCGUUCAAGAAAUUGUGUACGGAGAAUCCACUGUACGCGACGUGCCAAGAGCUGAAGUCCAUCCGGCAAGUGGUCACGCAAAAGUAAACCUUGCCAACCCAGGGGGAGGCACUAGCCCCGUUAAACCAGAAGGGUCUGCCGGGUUCCUGGGAGUCUGGUUGGACUGGAAACUCAACUGGAAGGCUCACCUGGUGGCGGUGGAGAAGAAGCCGAGGACCCAGAGCUAUGCCCUGUCGAGGAUCGUGGCAAAGACGUGGGGAAUGGGGCUAGCCAAAGCGCGAGAAGUGUACACAAAGUGCAUCCGGUCGGCGCUGGCCUAUGGCGCAUCAUCGUUUCACAUCCCCACGGAUGUGGGAGGCGAGCCGGUAAAGAAAGGCAUCACUAAGGCCCUCGGGAAGGCCCAGAAUAAGAGCUUGCGGAUUGUGGCGGGAGCCUUUAAGUCUACCCCCAUCCGUAACCUCGAGACAGAGACAUGGGUACCACCAUUGGACUUGUACCUAAACAAACGGCUUGCAGAUUACGAAAACCGACUCCAACGACCCGAUCUGGACGACGGUCAAGGCGGCAAGAAGACGGCGGCGAGCGUUGUCCUCACCGCCUGCCGCAAGAUACAGCAGAGACUUAGCUCGAGGAGGGGCAACAGGGGCCGACCGCGAACCUUGGGACCUCAAGGGCCUAUGGCGGUGGAGAGAGCCGCGGGCACGGAGACGCUAUUCCGGAACGGAACCCUAAGGAGGCACGACGGUCUCAGCAAGGCGAAGAGCUCACUGCUGAUUCAAAUCCGGACGGGAGCAAUAGGCUUACGGGACUUCUUGUUUACACGGGGAGUCCCGGAGGUUCUGACUCCUGCCUGCGAGUGUGGCGAGGGACGAGAGACUGCCGAACACCUGGUAGUGUGGUGUUUGGCCCCACCGUUGACUCGAAGAUGGGAGAGAACUGGAAUUCGGACACGACGGGACUUUUACUCUGUUCUACACGGCAUCAAUCCCACGACUGCACGGCUCGCCAGGAGAGUCCUCGACUGGCUGAUGGACUCGGCGAAACUGCCGAUGUACAACUUGGCCAGGAGGCUCGAGCUGGAAGCGGCGGCCUGA